ACGCCGUGUGUGCGCGCUGCCGACGACGGUGCGCAGUGUGUUCUUUUUAUUUACUAGUGCCGGACACGAUGGGCUGUAGACAGCGCGGUCGAUGCACCGACUCGCCGCACACGAUCCGACGACGACGACAUGGUGUUCAAAGGUAACACGGGUAUACAAAUCAAGGUGUAUUAUAAUAUACGAUAUUUUACAAUAUAACACGACAUCCGAAGGCAAACAGUAUAUUAACUACAAAUUUCACUUCAACGCAAUCAUAUCGAGGGUGUAAGUCGGACGGCCUCACAUUCGGAAUUGUCGACGAAGAGUCCUGCAACAAUAUCAUACAUUACAUUGUUAUUGCUUUUUACGGUUUCGUUUUAGAUCGUAAACCUGGCUAUCGUCUCCAGUUUAAUGUCCCUGCAAUAUGUAUAUAUUUAUCACUAUUUAUAUUAUAUUAUGCUAUAUGCAUGAUGGUAUUACUCGUAUACAGUAGUGGUUGUAUAUUAUAUAAUAUUAUGCUUAACAGUUACGUUCGAGUGUAGACAACUCAACACCUAAAUAAACGCGAAGGCAUUUACUGACAUAAGCACAAAUAAAAUAUAUAUAUAUAUAUUAAUCGUAAUUACGUUAUUUUCCAAAGCUAUAGUCAAGAAUGCAGAUUUAAAAAAUAAAAAAUAAAAAUUAUGUUUUAUCGAACAAUUUUUUUUCUUCAAUUAUUUAAACACAAGUGAUAUAAACCCAUUAUUCCAGGCAAAAUUUAAUUAAAACACGUUUUUGUUAAUACACUCCAUAUACAAUUUAACAUUUUUAAAGUUAAAUAAUCUUGAAAGUCAGAUUUCAAACUCGGUAUGACCAUGUACUUACCUGCAUUAAUAAAUUACAUUUAACAUACAAAAUGAUAUUAAGUCUAAAAAAAAUAUAUUAAAAUAGAUAUGUAAUUUAAACUACAUUGUUUAUAUACGUGAGAUAUUUAAAUUUAUAAUGUAAUCUAUUAAUUAUCUUGAAAAAUUGUUGUAUAAUUAAAAAUACCUUGAUUACUAUUCAUUGAUAAUAUUCAAGUUCAACUAUAAUGAUUCAAUGACUCGUUUCAUUAAACGCUUUGCAUCGACUAUUUUUGAUACGUGGGACCAUAUGAAUGCCAGUCGUAAAAUAGGUCGAAAACUUAAAACUAGAGUAUCACUAUUGCUAUUGGUCUGUUUAGCAAUGCCAGCAGCUACAAAAGAUAACGAUUUAGACCUGACAACCGUUCCCAUUACCUCGUUAACCAUAAGACACUGUGGUAAUAUUCUAAUAGCCGCGAACACAAAAAUCAACGAGAUAUACAUGUCUACAAAAUUCCGCAAUCCUACGGAAGAACCGAUAAACUUGAACAGAAACAAUGACAUCAAAAUACUGAAACGAGUGCGAACGCAGCUAAAAGUAGCUAGAAACCAUUUUCGAAAUAAUCGAGAAGUAAUUGCUCGACUUUAUUCGGAUGUAAAGACCGUGAUGCAAACAAAUUAUCAUUACGAGUGGUUGCCCUCUCAGUCGCUGGUUUGGUACAAGAAACACGUCAAAAAGCUUGACAAGGACACCAAGGUGUUUAUACUUUUGCCCGUGCUACGGGAUUCAUUGCACAAUUUUUCAGUAACGCUCGAACAAAUGCGACAGUUCAGCGAAACACAUUUUGUAUCCAAUUACACAAUAAGAAAACUAAUGUUAGACGAUCUAUCCAAACAUCUUAUCGCAGUGCUGUGCGAGGUGGAGGCGGCGAUGGUAAGUCUGAGCACGUGGCACAACAGGAAGAUGCCCGACGGGCCACGGACAGUGAUCGUCGGCGGCCCAGGUUGGGACCCAAAUCCCGACCACACGACUAUGAUGAUCCAGGACUGGGGCGUGCUGACCAUUUACUAUAGGUUCCUAAAGGACUGGCUGCACAUCAGUCGGAAAAUGGUCCAAGACCAGACGGACCUGCACCAGCGAUGGUCAUCCGUCUCUGCGGCUGUCGUUCCCGACGACGAAGACGGCGACGAAAAUGACGACUCUUCUGCCGCCACCGUCGACAGACAGACACCUUCAACGCCGUUGCCGUGCAUCAGACACCGCAGAUGCGGUUCAUCCAAGCACAACAAGUUGCCCAAGACAUCCGGCUCGGUCACGUAGUUGCCGGUCCCCGAAGAAUUCGAACAUGAAUUAUUAAUUUAUUUAAACUUUUUAAGUCUGUACAUAUAUAUCAUAAUAUUAUAAUAUACCUAUUAUUUUAUUUAUAAUUA
Aphis gossypii (cotton aphid) is the source of this 2231-nucleotide messenger RNA. RefSeq lists its product as uncharacterized. The transcript has 8 exons. The record is from RefSeq and is a predicted model, not a curated record. Bases 1057 to 2121 code for a protein of 354 amino acids. NCBI's taxonomy places the organism in Eukaryota, Metazoa, Arthropoda, Insecta, Hemiptera, Aphididae.